Macaca mulatta (Rhesus monkey) is the source of this 564-nucleotide messenger RNA. RefSeq names its product keratin-associated protein 1-5-like. Gene Ontology annotation, cellular component: keratin filament. The record is from RefSeq and is a predicted model, not a curated record. NCBI's taxonomy places the organism in Eukaryota, Metazoa, Chordata, Mammalia, Primates, Cercopithecidae.
AUGGCCUGCUGUCAGACCAGCUUCUGUGGAUUUCCCAGCUGCUCCACCAGUGGGACCUGUGGCUCCAGCUGCUGCCAGCCAAGCUGCUGUGAGACCAGCUCCUGCCAGCCACGCUGCUGUGAGACCAGCUGCUGCCAGCCAAGCUGCUGCCAGACCAGCUUCUGUGGGUUUCCCAGCUUCUCAACCAGUGGGACUUGUGGCUCCAGCUGCUGCCAGCCAAGCUGCUGUGAAACUAGCUGCUGCCAGCCAAGCUGCUGUGAGACCAGCUGCUGCCAGCCAAGCUGCUGCCAGACCAGCUCCUGCGGAACCAGCUAUGGCAUUGGUGGUGGCAUCGGCUAUGGCCAGGAAGGCAGCAGUGGAGCUGUGAGCACCCGUAUCAGGUGGUGCCGCCCAGACUGCCGCGUGGAGGGCACCUACCUGCCCCCCUGCUGUGUGGUGAGCUGCACACCCCCAUCCUGCUGCCAGCUGCACCACGCCGAGGCCUCCUGCUGCCGCCCGUCCUACUGUGGACAGUCCUGCUGCCGCCCAGUCUGCUGCUGCUACUCCUGUGAGCCCACUUGUUGA